UUCUGAAAUUUGACCAAACACAUGCAUUAUUCAUUCAAAGUUUCAUACAUGUUCUUGAGACUAUCUCUGAUUUGACUUUUAACAGCCCUAAUUUUAUCUUAUUAUUCUUGUGAUCUCUAUAAAUAAACUUAACCUUACUUUUAAUUUGUUGUAAAAUUUUCUUUGUUUAAUUAGAAGAAACCCCCAAAUUUUGAUCAAGAUGCAUGAUUUCUGUUUUACAAUCCCAUAUGGGUUGAUUCUUGUUGCUGGGGGGUUAAUAGGAUUUGCAAAGAAAGGAAGUAUAGCUUCUUUGGCAGGUGGUUUGGGUACUGGUUUCUUGCUCUUACUUGCUGGUUAUAUCAGUCUCAUAGCUUUUGGCAAAAGAAAGAAUUCCUAUUUUGCACUCAUUCUCGAAACAGUUUGUGCGUUCGUACUUACAUGGGUCAUGGGACAAAGGUACAUGGAAACCUCCAAGAUAAUGCCAGCGGGUAUUGUUGCUGUAAUAAGCGCUGUUAUGGCUGCAUUUUACCUAUACAAGAUUGCAACUGGUGGCAACCAUUUUCCCUCCUCCUCCGAGAAAGCAAAGUGAUACAUUCUGGCUGGAUAUCGGGUUAAUAUUUGUAAUGUGAAAUUUAAAAUUCCCUGCACCCUUUUAACUUAAAUUUCUAUGUUGUGUAAUUCUUGUUUGUAUUGUUGUUCACUAUGUAACCUAAUUAACUACUGGGAUUUUCCACUUAAUUGAUUAUGAAUCAAAUCAUUGUUUGUGCAACA
Messenger RNA from Papaver somniferum (opium poppy), 750 nucleotides. RefSeq names its product protein FATTY ACID EXPORT 6-like. NCBI's taxonomy places the organism in Eukaryota, Viridiplantae, Streptophyta, Magnoliopsida, Ranunculales, Papaveraceae. Gene Ontology annotation, cellular component: membrane. The coding region runs from base 200 to 568 and encodes 122 amino acids. The record is from RefSeq and is a predicted model, not a curated record. The transcript is spliced from 3 exons.